Tyto alba (common barn owl) is the source of this 2199-nucleotide messenger RNA. It is a transcript of the gene FGF19, whose product is annotated as fibroblast growth factor 19. Gene Ontology annotation, molecular function: growth factor activity; fibroblast growth factor receptor binding. NCBI's taxonomy places the organism in Eukaryota, Metazoa, Chordata, Aves, Strigiformes, Tytonidae. The transcript is spliced from 3 exons. Gene Ontology annotation, cellular component: extracellular region; cytoplasm. The coding region runs from base 350 to 1000 and encodes 216 amino acids. Gene Ontology annotation, biological process: animal organ morphogenesis; regulation of cell migration; cell differentiation. The record is from RefSeq and is a predicted model, not a curated record.
CCCGGCCGGCCCCUCGGGGCGGCCCUGGGCCGGGGGGGCCCGACCGGGAGGGGUGGGGGAGGAAGGCGCGGAGGUGCGGAUGGAGAGGGAGCGACUUCAGGGUGUCCCCUGCGAAAUGAUGUCACCCGAUCAAUAUUUUCGGGGGGAGUGACCGAUCCGACCAAUUCCCGCUAUGAAAUGGGCUCUAUAUUGGAGCUGGAUGCAGCCGAAUCGAUCGGGCUGAUAACGGAGAGCUAUAAAAGGCCGGGGGGGUGGCUUCUCCCGCGCUACAUCCCCCAGGCGCAGGCAGCGCAGCCAGCGCCCGGCCGCCUCUCCUCCGCUCCGCGCCGCUCCGCUCCCCUCCCGCGGCAUGGGGCCGGGCCCCGCCGCCCUGGCGCUGCUGGGUCUCGCCGCCGCCGCGGCCCUGCCGCUGCCCGACGCCGGUCCGCACGUUAACUACGGCUGGGGGGAGCCGAUCCGGCUGCGGCACCUCUACACCGCCAGCAAGCACGGGCUCUUCAGCUGCUUCCUCCGGAUCGGCGGCGACGGGCGAGUGGACGCGGCCGGGAGCCAGAGCCCGCAGAGUCUGCUGGAGAUCCGCGCCGUGGCGGUGCGCACCGUGGCCAUCAAGGGGGUGCGGAGCUCCCGUUACCUCUGCAUGGACGAGGCGGGGCGGCUGCACGGGCAGCUCAGGUAUUCCACUGAGGAUUGUUCCUUUGAAGAGGAGAUUCGUCCAGAUGGCUACAAUGUAUAUAAAUCAAAAAAAUACGGAAUAUCGGUGUCUUUGAGUAGUGCCAAGCAAAGACAACAGUCCAAGGGGAAAGAUUUUCUUCCACUAUCUCACUUCUUACCUAUGAUCAACACUGUGCCCAUGGAGUCAACAGACUUUGUUGAAUACGGUGAUUACAGCCAGGCCUUUGAACCAGAGAUGUACUCCUCACCGCUCGAAACAGACAGCAUGGACCCCUUUGGCAUCACCUCCAAACUGUCGCCAGUGAAGAGCCCCAGCUUUCAGAAAUGACUCAGAUCAUACACACAUGUUUUUAAAGAAAUAUUGCAGAAUACUGCAGGUUUUUUAGCUUUUCAUGUAGUGAUAUUUCAAACUUUUUUGUAUAUUUCAGCAUGGAGCCAGCCUUUUCCUUGCAAUGUAUUGUACCUGUAAGAGAUGAGUGCCCAGAGGCUAUCCUGUAGUCUAAAGAAUUGGCUAUCCAUAGUUUUAUUUGGAAAAGAAGGGUUAAAUAAGAAAAGUUUAGCAGCUUCAUCAGAGUUCCUCCAUUACCAUGGUGAUGAUAAAAUAAUUAUAAUUUUUCUACAUGUACUUCAUUACUACAUAUAUUCACCUGUUAUUUCUGCUCCCAGGAACAAAUACAGAAAACUUUUUCCUCUUCAGAGGCCUUAAAGACAAAUAUUUGGAAGAAAACACAAUUAAGGAAAACCUAGCAAAUGUGGUUUCGCAAACUAGAGUUAACGCUGUUUCUUGAAAAGCUGCUGACAACCUUCUGGGAAAACUUUCUAUUGAAAGUAUACCACUGAAAAAAACAAUUCUGCUUGUAUAUUGUGCUUUUUCUUCCCUUAGGAAAUGAGGGAAAAUAGGGAAAAAUUUCUUCUUUCCCUUAUUGCUAAAGGGUACUUUGGAAAACUGGAUCUUUGAUUUCUUUUAUGGGCUAAUUUAUGUUCACUGUGACAUCAGCAUCAUCCAGCAGAGAGUUCUCAUUAACAUGAGUGAGAAUUCAGCGUGUGGUUGGAAGAGUGCACAGAACUAACAUUUAUGAUCAUCACGUAGGGAAUAAGCAGUUCAAAUUAGUGUUUAAAUUAAGGUUCUGUUGUAAAUAAGCAUGUAAGUUGUUAGCAAAUGGAGAGAAAGACCAAAAAUGGUUGAUGUAUAGGUCAAAUCAAUUGCAAAAUAGAUUUUCAUGUUUAACCUUUAACCGUCAGCAAUUCUCUCAGGUCCCUUCCAGGCUUGAUUCUGCAUCUGUGAAAAUCAGUGGAGAGACAGUUUAGUGACUUAAAUGUGGCGAAACUGGGUCAGCCACACCAUUCUUGCAGGAAGGGAUUAUGAGUACGUCAUGGCCAAAGUGCAGAUGUCUGAUGUCUUCAGUUCUAUUCUCCUAUUGCAACGAUUUGAUGAAGGAAUAACCAAGGUGAAACCAAAGAAAAAAAAAAAAAAAAGCAAUGUGAGAAAAGGGUUCAGGGAUUCUACUCAUUUUCAAAGGUUCAUUU